Molecule: messenger RNA, 5567 nt
Organism: Phacochoerus africanus (Common warthog)
Lineage: Eukaryota; Metazoa; Chordata; Mammalia; Artiodactyla; Suidae
Gene: COL17A1
Product: collagen type XVII alpha 1 chain
Exons: 57
Coding region: 153-4670 (1505 amino acids)
Source: RefSeq, a predicted model, not a curated record
CUCUAACACACCUUGGCUGGGUCUGGAUAAAAAAAAAAAAAAAAAGUGGGAACGGCAAACGUCUAGAAGAAAAGGUCGGGGGAGGAAAGAGAGGGGCAUUUAUUCAACGUUGUUUCCGAUUCCUUCAGCAUCUCAAACUAGGUGGCUAUGGUAUGGAUGUGACCAAGAAAAACAAACGAGAUGGUACUGAAGUCACUGAAAGAAUUAUCACGGAAACAGUAACUACAAGACUUACGUCCUUACCACCAAAAGGGGGGACCAGCAAUGGCUAUGCUAAAACAGGUUCUCUUGGUGGAGGGAGCCGGCUGGAGAAACAGAGCCUAAUGCAUGGCAGCAGCAGCUACAUAAACUCCAGUGGAAGCACCCGAGGCAAUGCCUCCACCUCCAGUUACAGGAGGGCCCAUUCGCCUGCCUCCACGCUGCCCAACUCUCCAGGCUCAACCUUUGAGAGGAAAACCCAUGUCACCCGCCAUGGAACAUAUGAAGGGAGCUCCAGUGGCAACUCUUCCCCAGAAUACCCUCGGAAGGAAUUUGCAUCUUCUUCAACCAGAGGAAGGAGCCAAACACGAGAGAGCGAGAUCCGAGUCCGACUGCAGAGUGCAUCCCCAUCCACCCGAUGGACGGAAUUGGAUGAUGUUAAGCGUUUGCUCAAGGGGAGCCGGUCAGCGAGCGUGAGCCCCACCCGGAAUUCCUCUAACACACUCCCCAUCCCCAAGAAAGGCACCGUGGAGACCAGAGUGGUGACGGCAAGCUCCCAGUCAGUGUCUGGCACUUAUGACGCCACCAUCCUGGAUGCCAACCUUCCCUCCCACGUGUGGUCUUCCACGUUGCCGGCAGGGUCCUCCAUGGGCACCUAUCACAACAACAUGACAACCCAGAGCUCAUCCCUCCUGAACACCAAUGCCUAUUCUGCAGGAUCAGUCUUUGGAGUUCCAAAUAACAUGGCAUCCUGCUCCCCUACUCUGCACCCGGGAAUCAGCACCAGCUCCUCAGUGUUCGGCAUGCAGAACAAUCUGGCCCCCAGCUCUUCCGCCCUCUCCCAUGGCACAGCCACCACAUCCACAGCGUAUGGUGUGAAGAAAAACAUGCCCCAGAGCCCUGCCGUUGUGAGCACCGGGGUGUCUACCUCUGCGGCCAGCACCACAAGCAUCCAGAACGAUGACCUCUUGCACAAGGACUGUAAAUUCCUGAUCCUGGAGAAAGACAACGUGCCCACCAAGAAGGAGAUGGAGCUGCUGAUCAUGACCAAAGACAGUGGGAAGGUCUUUACGGCCUCCCCUGCCAGCGUCACUGCAACUUCUUUUUCAGAGGAUACCCUGAAAAAGGAAAAACAAGCUGCAUACACCACUGACACCUACGUAAUGGCAGAAGCUAAUGGAGACGUGAAGACCGUGUCCACAAAGGGCAAGGCCACCUCUGCAGACAUCCAUGGCUACGACCACCGCCGCAGUGGAGGUGGUGGUGGCGGUGGUGGUGGCAUUGGCAGUGCCGGUGGGGGCACUGGCAGCGGCAAAAGCAUGUGGGGGGCAGCGCCAGUCUGGUGCCCCUGCGGCUCCUGGUGCAGCUGGUGGAAGUGGCUGCUGGGUCUGCUGCUGACCUGGCUGCUGCUGCUGGGGCUGCUCUUUGGCCUCAUCGCUCUGGCGGAGGAAGUGAGGAAGCUGAAAGCACGUGUGGAUGAGCUGGAGAAGGUCAGGAGCAGCCUGCUGCAUUACGAGAAGAUGGAGAGGAGCAGCCAGGAUGCUGUGCAGGGUGCUGCACCCAGGAUGGGGCCAGAUGUGGGGAAAUCUGGACUUGAUGGCUACAGUCAGGAGGACCUCUGGCAAUAUGUGUGGGCCAAGCUGAUGGCAGAACAGGAAAAUGGAAACCUCCGAGGAAGCCCUGGCCCUAAAGGUGACAUGGGAAGCCAAGGUCCAAAAGGAGAUCGAGGGUUCCCUGGGACUCCAGGUAUCCCUGGGCCCUUGGGCCACCCAGGUCCGGAGGGACCAAAAGGACAAAAAGGCAGUGUGGGAGAGCCUGGCAUGGAGGGACCCAUGGGCCAGAGAGGGCGAGAAGGCCCCAUAGGACCUCGCGGUGAACCAGGGCCUCCUGGGUUUGGAGACAAAGGAGACAGAGGGGCUGCUGGUCCACCGGGUGUUCCAGGCCCACCUGGUGUCCCAGGUUCUGUGGGCCCCAAAGGUUCCAGCGGUUCUCCUGGCCCACAGGGUUCCCCAGGCUCUGUAGGUCCCCAAGGGCUCCGAGGUGAAGUGGGACUCCCUGGUGCCAAAGGUGACAAAGGGCCUAUGGGACCACCAGGACCCAAAGGUGACCAGGGUGAGAAAGGACCACGAGGCCUCACAGGGGAGCCCGGCUUGAAAGGUUUGCCUGGUGCUGUGGGUGAGCCCGGAGCUAAAGGAGCAAUGGGACCUGCUGGCCCCGACGGACACCAAGGCCCAAGAGGGGAACAAGGUCUUCCAGGGAUGCCUGGAACCCGGGGCUCACCAGGACCUUCUGGAGACCCAGGAAAGCCAGGUCUCACAGGACCCCAAGGACCUCAGGGACUUCCUGGUAGCCCUGGCCGACCAGGGCCUAGAGGUGAACCGGGAGCUCCAGGCAGGAUCAUGACUUCAGAGGGAUCAUCGACUCUCACUGUCCCAGGACCUCCAGGACCUCCUGGAGCCAUGGGACCUCCGGGACCUCCAGGUGCUCCAGGCCCUGUUGGCCCAGCCGGUCUCCCAGGACAGCAAGGCCCACGAGGGGAACCAGGACUUGCUGGUGAAUCAUUCUUGGGCAGCAGUAGCUCCAUCUCUGAGGUCCUCGCCACUCAGGGUCUGGACUUACGAGGUCCUCCAGGCCCACCUGGGCCACCUGGCCCACCAGGACUGUCCAUUCCAGGCCCUCCAGGACCCCGAGGCCCAGCAGGGGAAGGCUUGCCAGGCCCGCCAGGCCCACCAGGAUCUCUCCUGACCAGCUCAGAGACCAUCUCCGGCCCUCCAGGCCCACCUGGCCCCCCAGGCCCCAAAGGAGACCAAGGUCCCCCAGGCCCCCGAGGACACCAAGGCGAGCGAGGCCUCCCAGGGUUCUCAGCCGCAGGCUCCGGUUCUCUUGGACUCAACCUGCAGGGACCACCAGGCCCACCGGGCCCCCAGGGACCCAAGGGUGACAAAGGUGAUCCUGGAGUCCCAGGUGGUCCUUCUCGAGGGGGAUCGUCAUCGGGCACCAUGCUCAUGGCGGGCCCGCCAGGCCCACCAGGGCCCCCUGGGCCUCCAGGCUCCUUCAGCAGCUCCAGCCUGGAGAUUCAGCAGUACAUCUCUGACUACCUGCAGAGUGACAGUGUCCGGUCUUAUCUCUCUGGAGUUCAGGGCCCUCCAGGCCCACGUGGUCCCCCGGGGCCUGUCACCACCAUCGGGGGUGAGACUUUCGACUACUCAGAGCUGGCCAGCCUCGUCGUGAGCUAUUUACAGACCUCAGGGUACAGCAUCAGCACAUCCUCUGCCUCCAUCUCUUCUGCAGACAUCCUGGCUGCACUCCAGCGGGAUGACGUGCGUCAGUAUCUCCAGCAGUUCCUGACAGGCCCUCAGGGUCCCCCUGGUCCACCGGGAGCCAGCGGAGAUUGGUCCCUCCAGUCUUUGGACUACGCCGAGCUGAGCAGCCGCAUCCUCAGCUACAUGUCCAGCUCCGGAGUCAGCAUUGGGCUUCCUGGCCCCCCGGGACCACCAGGCUUGCCAGGCACAUCCUACGAGGAGCUCCUCUCCUUGCUCCAAGGGUCUGAAUUCAGAGGCAUCGUCGGACCCCCAGGUCCCCCUGGGCCACCAGGGCUUCCAGGCAGCGUGUGGUCCAGCAUCAACAUGGAGGAGCUCUCAGCCUACCUGCAGACUGCCGGGCUGUCAUCCAUCCCAGGCCCUCCUGGCCCUCCUGGUCCCCCAGGCCCUCGAGGGCCUCCGGGUGUCUCAGGAGCUCUGGCGACAUAUGCAGCUGAAAACAGCGACAGCUUCCGGAGUGAGCUCAUCAGCUACCUCACAAGUCCUGACGUGCGUAGCUUCAUUGUCGGCCCCCCUGGCCCCCCUGGUCCCCCUGGGGACAGCCGCCUGGUGUCGGUGGACAGCUCCUAUAGCCUGGACAGCAGCUCCUCCUCUCUCAGUCGGGGCAGCUCCUACAGCUCUUCCAUGGGCAUAGGAGGAGCCAGUGGGGGCUCCCUGGGCGAAGGGGGAGCCUUUGGCCUGGACAUGGGCAUGGGCCGGGGCUAUGGGACAGUGGCAGAAGGCGGCAUGUUCGGUGGCAAUGGUGGCUUCGGGGCCGGCUAUGCCGGAGGUCUGGACUACAACGAGCUGGCCGUUCGGGUGUCCGAGAGCAUGCAGCGUCAGGGUCUGCUCCAAGGGAUGGCCUACACGGUGCAGGGCCCGCCAGGCCGGCCUGGGCCCCAGGGACCCCCUGGAGUCAGCAAGGUCUUCUCUGCCUACAGCAACGUGACCGCGGAUCUCAUGGACUUUUUCAGAACUUAUGGAGCCAUCCCAGGACCCCCUGGGCAGAAAGGAGAAGUGGGCAUCCCUGGACCCAAAGGUGAGAGAGGCCCUGCAGGACCACCAGGUCGGCCUGGGCCACCCGGCCCUCGAGGGCACAAGGGAGAAAAAGGAGACAAAGGUGACCAAGUCUAUGCUGGACGGAGAAGGAGAAGCAUUGCCGUCAAGCCAUGAGCGACCCUUAGUGGAAAGGCCCCCUGGGCCAGUUCUUGCAAUGGCCUAUGGCACUUACGUCAAAACCUUUCCAGAGGGUAAAAGCUGGAGUCUCAUUGUCCUACUGAGACAGCACCACAAACAGUCAACUAGAACCCUUAUCUUAGUCUGGAACAAUAUAUGUGUAUGUAGAAUUCAGUCCAAGAUACACAGCCUGAAACAGCUUCACUGGGUGGGCUCAGCGAUGGUAUAGGAUGAGACUGGCUUCCCUGCUGACCAGGUGUCUGUCUGUGACACUGAGUUCCAGCCCCAGCCUAGGAAGCCAGUUACCAUAAACGUUGGCUCAGGAGUCCUGGAGCUUUGCCUAAAAGUGAGCCCAGUAAAUGGAAGUUGGGGUGCCACUCGAUGAGGCUGUUCCGGCUAAGUCUGCAAGGCUGUGCUCUCAGCUCCUUCCUUCCCUGCUCACUCUACAUUCUCUAGUCGUAGAAAAGAGUUAGCUAAGAAGCAACUCUCGCAACUGAAAAAAUUAGGAAAUCCACUUCCUCUAAGGGUGGUGACAGGGUUUUUCCUAGUUAUCUCUCACUGUAUCUCACAUUCCCACUUGCUUAGGAAGUUUGUUUGAUUGCAGCUCUGACCUGUCUGCAUAGGGCCACACUAGAGUUGAUAGUAUGUUACGGUGAACUAGGCUGCAGCUCAUAGGAACGGAAGGGCGGUGGGCAGGAGGAAAGAAGGGGAGAGGAGGGUGAGGGGACCGCCUGGCGGGAAGCUGGCACCCCUGCUCUGCACUUGGGAAAUGCCUGGGGGACUGGGUGCAGUUGGGUUUUAAGCACUUUUCAAUGUCUAUGAACAUUCAUGUGGUCUAUUAGAUUAAGAGUCAUUUCAAUUGCAAAAUUUCCAAUUAAAGGGUUUCUUUUUUAA